AUGCUGAAGUUGGAAAGCGACGGUGGUCAGCUAUUGGGUAGACGAAUGGAUUCAGGCGGGAAGGUGGUGGCUUCUGAAAGUAAACUCACAAUUAUUGUAUCUCCGUGGUCUCAAAGUGACCUCGCCGCAGACCUUUCGUCCGACGGGCACGUCUCUCACCAAGCUUAUACAAACCUUGUUAAGGCAUCGUGGAUUUUGAUAGAUGUCAUUGCAAAGCAUCCACAGUUCAACCUUCUCGAUCCGAGUAUACAAUACGAUGCAGAGGUGCUUGCAGAGGCUAUCAGAGACCAACUUGAGGAUAUGGAUAGCUCAGAGCCUCAAAAACCCACAUUUGAGGAUAUUCAAGUUUGUGAUCUUAAUAUUUGGGAGACGCAAGCGAAGGGUGCUUCAUUACAACCUUCUAAGCGGAACGAGAAAUCGAAUCCUUCUGAAAAAGGACACCACAGUUGGGAAACUGAAGAGGAGCAGGUGUUGUUUCAACGUUUUGCAUACUACCAGGCUAGCAAGGCCUCGGUGUCAACGUCCUCCGUCAUUCUGUUCGUUGCUAAGAAAAAUAGCAAGCGAGCGAGUGUUAUUAUAAGAGACCAGAGCUGGACCACUCUGGCAAAAUUCCAGGUGGGAGGUGAUAUCCCGGAACCUUGUGGGAAAAUCAUUAAAAUCGGAGAUCAGGAGAUUUUAUCUGCCACCCACGAAGAUGCGCAAUAUCUGAGUGUAUUGUGGGAAGCAACCGACGAAUACGUCCUCCACUGCAUCAGAGUGGAUCACGGUCGCGACGUCGUAAAGUCAAUGGUGCUUCUUUGUGCCAUCAAAAGAGGUUAUGAUAAGAUUGUAGCGUCGCUCCUCAAAGACAUGCGACGGGUGGACAAGGAAACGGGUUUCUCUGCGGCCACCUCGAAGAUUGGGUUCAGAGGUUCAGUCAUGGAGUUAGCGUCGUCCAGUCUUUCAGGUGAACGGGCUGCGCGGGUUCCCCGUGUACCCAACAGUCAGCAAUCGCUGCUAUACUGGGCCGAUGAAAUGGGGUAUAACGAAAUAGCGAAAUAUUUACUCCAACGAAAGUUGAUAUCGAAUAUUGAACAACCAUUCUCCCACCUACCUUCACUCUUUGAAUUUUGUCAUCAAGGCUGGAUGGAGAUGAUGGCAGUUCAUCUGUCGGAGCGUGGUUUUAGUGUUGAUAUACGGGAUGAAGGUGGAUUUACAGCACUGCAAAUUGUGGCAAGGAUUGGAAAUGCUAAAAUGCUCGACCUUCUUAUCGUUGCUGGGGCUGAUGUCAACGCACAACCUGCCGAUAAGGAUGGGCGCACAGCAUUACAGGCGGUAGCUAGAGGAGGGCACGCGGCGGUGGUAGACAAACUCCUUCAGGCUGGGGCUGAUGUCAACGCACCACCUGCCGAUUUUUAUGGACGCACAGCAUUACAGGCGGCAGCUGAAGGAGGACACGAGGCGGUGGUCGGCAAGCUUCUUCAGGCUGGGGCUGAUGUCAACGCACCACCUGCCCGUAAUGAUGGGCGCACAACAUUGCAGGCGGCAGUUGGAGGAGGGCACGAGGCGGUAGUAGACAAACUUCUUCAGGCUGGGGCUGAUGUCAACGCACCACCUGCCGAUUUUUAUGGACGCACAGCAUUACAGGCGGCAGCUAGAGGAGGGCACGCGGCGGUGGUAGACAAGUUUCUUCAGGCUAGGUCUAAUGUCAACGGACCAUCCUCCACUUGCUGUGGUGGACUCACAGCGUUAGAGGCGGCAGCUGGAGGAGGACACGAGGCGAUAGUCGAAAAGCUGCAUCAGUCUAGGGUUAUACGUUGA
Molecule: messenger RNA, 1800 nt
Organism: Morchella sextelata
Lineage: Eukaryota; Fungi; Ascomycota; Pezizomycetes; Pezizales; Morchellaceae
Exons: 6
Coding region: 1-1800 (599 amino acids)
Molecular function (GO): protein binding
Source: RefSeq, a predicted model, not a curated record